This is a messenger RNA of Melospiza georgiana, 2475 nucleotides long. RefSeq names its product family with sequence similarity 172 member A (gene ARB2A). The transcript is spliced from 13 exons. Lineage: Eukaryota; Metazoa; Chordata; Aves; Passeriformes; Passerellidae. Gene Ontology annotation, molecular function: siRNA binding. Gene Ontology annotation, biological process: regulatory ncRNA-mediated heterochromatin formation. Gene Ontology annotation, cellular component: nucleus. The record is from RefSeq and is a predicted model, not a curated record. The coding region runs from base 546 to 1751 and encodes 401 amino acids.
CAAGGUGUCCCUGUUGCAUUCCACAGCAGCUGAUAAUAAUUGUUUACCUUGUCUUCUGAAGCCUCUGGCCUCCAGAAGACGCAGAAAUCCGAAAGAAAGGAUUUCUGUGGAGAAAUGUCUGCGACAUAGUCCCUUUCCAAAACCCACUCUCUUUGCUUUUUGAGGAACUGUUUCCUUCGUUUUUGUUUCAAGGAUAAAUAUUGAAACUUUUGAGAGAGACUGAACUGGUUUUCUUCCAGGGUAGCUCCAGCUAGAAGCCCCGGGUGACGGCUGUUGCUGAAGUGACUGCCAGUGCCUGCUGCCUGCCUGUCAGCUGGAGCUCUGCUGUGCCUCCUCUGCCGCUGCCGGUCUAGGCACUGCCCAGCCCACCUCUGUCAGAACAUGCACAAGGAAUUUAGGACAGAUGAUUUUUGCUUCUUUGCCCUAUGUCGCAUUUUUAAGCUGUUGCAACUGAAAUGUUUCUUCCACUUUCAUUUUGAGGUCAUCCUUUGAAUAUUAAUCUACAGUUACCUCAGUAUUUCAGAGUUUGUUCAUAGUUUGGGUAAAUGAUGGCUCAGUUCCAGCAAGGAGGUCCAGAUGAAAAAGAGAAGACCACUGCAUUAAAGGAUUUAUUGUCUAGAAUAGACUUGGAUGAACUAAUGAAAAAAGAUGAGCCACCACUUGAAUUUCCUGAUACUUUGGAAGGAUUUGAGUACAUAUUUAAUGAAAAAGGGCAGUUAAGACACAUUAAAACUGGGGAGCCAUUUGUUUUUAAUUAUCGUGAAGAUUUGCAUAGAUGGAACCAAAAGCGCUAUGAAGCCCUUGGAGAGAUCAUUACUAAAUACGUUUAUGACCUACUGCAGAACGAAUGCCACUUGAAGAAAGUAACUCUUCCAGUUGAUGCAAUUGAGACUGAACCAAAGAGCUUUAUCUUUAUGAGUGAAGAUGCAUUAGUAAAUCCUGACAAGCUGUUGGUCCUAAUUCAUGGUAAUGGCGUUGUCAGAGCUGGUCAAUGGGCUAGGAGACUUAUAAUUAAUGAAGAUCUGGACAGUGGGACACAGAUACCAUAUAUAAAGAGAGCUAUUGAGGAAGGCUAUGGGGUAAUAGUUCUGAAUCCCAAUGAGAACUAUAUUGAAGUUGAGAAGACAAAAGCCCAAGUACCGCUGUCUUCUGAUAUCUCAGAUGAACCUGCAGAAAAGAGAGAAAGAAAAGAUAAAAUCCAGAAGGAAACAAAGAAGCGACGUGACUUCUAUGAAAAGUAUCGAAAUCCACAAAAAGAAAAAGAAACUAUGCAGAUCUAUAUUAGAGAUAAUGGCUCUCCUGAAGAACAUGCAAUUUAUGUUUGGGACCAUUUUAUUUCCCAGUCAGCUGCAGAGAAUGUAUUUUUUGUUGCUCACAGUUAUGGUGGACUUGCAUUUGUAGAGUUGAUGAUUCAACGAGAGGCAGAAGUAAAGAAUAGGGUAACUGCUGUGGCGUUGACAGACUCAGUUCACAAUGUGUGGCAUCAAGAAGUUGGGAAAAGUAUUAGAGAGUGGAUGCGAGAGAACUGCUGUAACUGGGUGUCCAGCUCCGAGCCCCUGGACACAUCGGUGGAGUCCAUGCUGCCAGACUGUCCCCGUGUCUCUGCAGGUACAGAACGCCAUGAACUAACUUCUUGGAAGAGUUUUCCAUCUAUUUUCAAAUUCUUCAGUGAGGCUGUAAAGGCGAAGAACAGCUUGGUGAAACCAACCCCAACAAGGCGCUCCAACAGGAUAAAAUAUGAAGAAUUCUAAAAGGAGGGGAGGAAAAAAACCCACCACCACCAAUGUCUUUGCUGCUUGUUUUCUGCAAGGAGUCUCCCAGCCCCUCAUUAGAUUGUUUUCUUCCUAGAGCACAGGGUCGUGAUAUAUACAUCUAAAUAGCGUUUUGCAUUAUUUCUAGAUGAGUGCAACUGUCAAAGCAAUAUGGGUUCACUGGUUGUGCUUCCUGUGGGCUGUAACUUGGAUUUUGUGCUGCCCAUCAGUGUGCAGAUUAAGGCUGACAGCGGUACUGCACAGUGCAGCAUGGUGCAGCUCUAAUUGCCCUGACAUAGCCCUGCACCAAGCUGAUGCCAGAAUUUAACAGCUUCUUUGCAGUCCUGUUGCCUGCAGGAUAUUUUGCAGCUUCCUUCUAUUUUGAGACAGAACAAAAUACAAAUUACUCUUUUCUAAAAGAUGGACCUUACUCAAACCUGUUAACCAGCCUAUGAUUUUACACCUAGUAGCCUUCUCUUUCUCUGGGACCAAGUGGAAUUGACUUCUAACUCUCUCAUUUUUCUACCGGCAAGAGUGUCCAAGAAGUUUGGCUCAGAAUUCUAGAAGGGCUCUGUUGUUGAAGAGUUUUUCUCUUGCUAGAUCAACAGCAUUAUCUGUAGAUCUUCUCUUCCUUUGAAAGCUCUACUUUAAAAAAUGCAUAUUCAUUAACAGGCUGGAUCACACUGUGAAAUAUGACAGGAAAAAUAAAAAAAGACACACUGCA